CUGCUAUCAAGAAUGAUGUUAUUGAUAGCUGCAGAUCUGUUCAUUUCCUUGGUGAGGACAGCCCAUGUUAUAGAUAAUUGUCGUCAGCUUGGCAAUUCUUGGUGGAAUGGUUGAGAUGCCUAAUGAUGCGGAGAACCCCAAAGGUAAUGAGACACAGAAAAGCACAGACAGUAAUAAUCCCUCUGCUGAGAUCCCAGCAAAAUGGUACGAUAGAAUUUUCCAACAGGCAUCAGUAUAUGGAAUAGCUACUGGCUAUUGCAUUUCAGCAUCUCUUCUCUCGAUCAUCAACAAAUGGGCAGUCAUGAAAUUCCCAUAUCCUGGGGCACUGACUGCCUUGCAGUACUUUACAAGUACCGCUGGUGUCCUCCUCUGCGGGUGGCUUAAACUUGUUGAACAUGACUCACUUGACCGAAUGACCAUGUGGCGCUUCCUACCUGCAGCAGCAAUAUUCUACCUCUCCCUCUUCACAAACAGUGAGCUUCUCCUCCAUGCUAAUGUUGACACCUUCAUCGUCUUCCGUUCAGCAGUCCCCAUCUUUGUUGCAAUUGGGGAGACUUUCUACUUGCACCAGCCCUGGCCAUCAAUCAGAACAUGGAUCUCACUUGCUACCAUCUUUGGUGGAAGUGUGCUUUAUGUUUUGACUGAUUACCAGUUCACAUUAACAGCCUAUAGCUGGGCCAUGGCAUACCUCAUUAGCAUGUCAGUGGACUUUGUGUACAUAAAGCAUGUGGUGAUGACGAUUGGCCUCAAUACGUGGGGUCUUGUGCUGUACAAUAAUCUUGAGGCCCUCCUUUUGUUCCCAUUGGAGCUACUUAUUAUGGGGGAACUAAAGAAGAUCAAGCAUGAGAUUUCAGACGAAUCAGAUUGGUACUCACUAGGGGUGGUAUUUCCAGUGGGUCUGUCCUGCAUAUUUGGUUUGGCCAUCUCCUUCUUUGGGUUCUCAUGCCGGAGGUCGAUCUCAGCUACAGGGUUCACAGUGCUGGGUGUUGUAAAUAAGCUCUUGACGGUUGUUAUCAAUCUGAUUAUUUGGGAUAAACAUUCAUCAGUACUAGGGACAGCGGGGCUGUUGAUUUGUAUGGUUGGUGGAAUUAUGUAUCAACAGUCAAGUAGCAAGCCUAAGGCUCUUACAGAAGCAAAAGCACAAGAAAGCGAGGAGGAACAACAGAAAUUACUUGAAAUGCAGAGUGUCCCAGAAGAAAGAGUUACCGUAAAAGAGGAGGUUGGGGAUUCAGGAGAGUCGAAAUGAGGGUGUAAUUUUUCCCAUUUUCUCUGUUCUGUUCAAAGCAAAUGUAGGCAUUCUUUUGUUGUGUUUUCUUUGAGCCAUUGGAAGAGUAAAGAAAGCUUCUUUUUCUC
This is a messenger RNA of Telopea speciosissima, 1353 nucleotides long. Its product is annotated as GDP-mannose transporter GONST3-like. Gene Ontology annotation, cellular component: Golgi apparatus. Lineage: Eukaryota; Viridiplantae; Streptophyta; Magnoliopsida; Proteales; Proteaceae. The transcript has 2 exons. Bases 107 to 1246 code for a protein of 379 amino acids. The record is from RefSeq and is a predicted model, not a curated record. Gene Ontology annotation, molecular function: GDP-fucose transmembrane transporter activity; antiporter activity.